AUGUCUACCAGCAAGGCGGAAGGCCGUCGCGAAGAUGCGCUUGCUAAACAACGUUCUCAGAUGCGUGAGGAGUUCGAGCGGCAGAAACAGAACCUCAUCCAGGAGACCGAGAAGGCCCGUCCCUCCUCCAAUCGCUUCGUUGGUCAGAAUGACUCUAUGGAAGAUACCCUGAAGAAGAGCACCGUUGGUCUGGUCAGACUAGAGGAGUUCCAACAGAGGAGGAAAGAAUUGGAAGAAGCUAAAGCCCGUGAGGCUGCACGUACCAAUGAACUCAAAGAGGAACAGAAGAAAGUGAAGAAGCGGAAGAAGAUGGCCAAGUCCACACUCUCGUUCGCUCUGGAUGAUGAGGGUGGUGAAGGCGAAGGCGACUCUCCGUCACAGAACGGAGAUGGAGAGAAGCCCGCUAAGCGUCCCAAGUCACGCAAGAACCCAAAUGUCGACACCUCUUUUCUACCUGAUAGGGAGCGCGAGGAAGCCGAGCGCCGCCAGAGGGAGGAGCUGAGACAAGAGUGGCUCAGGAAACAGGAGGAGAUGAAGCGUGAAGAGAUUGAGAUCACUUAUUCGUAUUGGGACGGAAGUGGACAUCGCAAGAGCGUCGUGUGCAAGAAGGGAGACGACAUCUCUACUUUCCUCGAGAAAUGCCGACAGCAAUUCCCAGAACUCAGGGGUGUGAGCGUGGACAACCUGAUGUACGUCAAGGAGGACUUGAUUGUGCCACAUCACUACACAUUUUAUGACUUCAUCGUGAACAAGGCGCGUGGGAAGUCGGGGCCGCUGUUCAACUUCGACGUACACGACGAUGUUCGUCUUCUCGCUGAUGCCACAGUAGAGAAGGAUGAGUCUCAUGCAGGUAAGGUUGUCGAGAGAAGUUGGUACCAGCGCAACAAACAUAUCUUCCCUGCGUCCAGAUGGGAGGUUUACGACCCGGAAAAGAGCUACGGGAAAUAUACCAUUGCUUGA
This is a messenger RNA of Postia placenta MAD-698-R-SB12, 960 nucleotides long. RefSeq lists its product as hypothetical. NCBI's taxonomy places the organism in Eukaryota, Fungi, Basidiomycota, Agaricomycetes, Polyporales, Adustoporiaceae. Gene Ontology annotation, cellular component: nucleus. Bases 1 to 960 code for a protein of 319 amino acids. The transcript is spliced from 6 exons. The record is from RefSeq and is a predicted model, not a curated record. Gene Ontology annotation, biological process: chromatin organization.